AAAUCUGUAGUGUAUUUACAUUGAGAUAUAGAGACGCGCCUGCGUCUUAAUGGUCAAUUGAUACAUAAGUUGGACUUGCUACUCACUCUUUAGUAGUGAACUCUUUCCCUGAAGCUUCAAUUUAUUUUACCCCGCGUUGAAACAAAUUUUAGAUUCUCACGAUGGCUUCAAAAACGUCAUAUAUCCCGCGAUAUCUGUUGCCUCAAUACGGCGCAUUAUGGCGGACCGCCGCACGUUCUAAUGCUUUUACAAGACCCCUGAACGCAGAACUUGGGCAGGUAUUAGUGCGCUACGCAUCUAAGACGGCCGCACCAAAAGGAGCUCCCAAAGCUAUCUCCUCCAAACCGAGCGCUGCCAAAGCCGCAAAGAAUUCCGCGCCGACAAAACAGCCCCCAAGAACCCCACCUACCAAGAUUCAACCAGUAACUCCCAAGACACCCACAUCUAAAGCGGCACCUACCUCGGAGCCGACUCCGGUAGCUUCCGCACCUAAACCGGUCUCAAAACUCGCACCCGCCCGGGAGAUCCCCGUUCCCACGAAGCAGCCGGUCAUAACUUCAAAGCCCGUAGAUCCCUCAAAGCCCAUCGUACUCGAGAAACCCGAAAAGUUUAAUCCCCCGUCCCACGGAACACGGCUCCCGCGUUCAAUGCCGAAGCAUUAUGGCGGGGGAUUGUCCGAAGCAGAGUUCCAAGCUCAAACUGCGAAGACAUAUCCAGGUCUACCACCACCGCCGAAUACAUGGUCGCAUUGGUUCCUGAAUAGUCGGGGUAUCCAUCUAUUCAUCACCCUGGGCACACUAACCUCUCUCGCUGUAUACACCUUCAUGGCGAACUUCAACGCCAAGUCACCGUUCGCCGACCUGAUCCCGCCAAUCUCUGAGUUCCCGCGGCAUCCAUUCCAGUACAUAGGAGUGGUUAUCGACGUCAUGCGCAUGCACGAGGAGCACGAGGCCGCCACGACAACCGAGAAGCGGAGGAUGCGGGUCGACGACGUGGCCAAGCGGGCCGAGUACCGCAAAGCGCACGGCAUGGAGGUGACGCAGGGGUUCUUCAGCAAUGACAAACCAGCCCCUGAGCCGGAGCCGGUCCCAGUCGUCGAACCGGAAGCCGCUCCGACUGCCGAGUCCUCACCGGAUGGGAAGCGCAAGAAGUGGCUCGGGAUAUUCUAAAAUAGUACGCAACAUACGAGGUAGUGCGAAAGAAAAAGAAAGGAUAAUAGAAAGGAAGCAAUCGCCGCUACUCAAUUAGCGUACGGUCUCCC
This is a messenger RNA of Annulohypoxylon maeteangense, 1261 nucleotides long. RefSeq lists its product as uncharacterized. Lineage: Eukaryota; Fungi; Ascomycota; Sordariomycetes; Xylariales; Hypoxylaceae. Bases 162 to 1169 code for a protein of 335 amino acids. The transcript has 2 exons. The record is from RefSeq and is a predicted model, not a curated record.